This is a messenger RNA of Vigna radiata var. radiata (mung bean), 321 nucleotides long. RefSeq lists its product as uncharacterized. NCBI's taxonomy places the organism in Eukaryota, Viridiplantae, Streptophyta, Magnoliopsida, Fabales, Fabaceae. The transcript has a single exon. The coding region runs from base 1 to 321 and encodes 106 amino acids. The record is from RefSeq and is a predicted model, not a curated record.
AUGGUGGUGGUGGAAAAGUUCAUGAAGGAAAUGCAUGGAAGAAUGACUAAAGCUGCAACCACAGGAAACGUUGACGAACUAGAAAGGUUGAUGGACAGUGUUAUCUUGCUUGGAGCUCAAACUCCUCGACACAUUGCAUCAAUGUGUGGUCGCGUUUCUUUCGUACAAAAAAUGUUGAAACUGAAAAAGCAAUUUGUGUAUGAACUCAAGGAAGAUGGGUUUACUCUCAUGCACUUGGUCUCUGCCAAUGGCCAUGUUCAGGUCGUUAUUGAAUUUCUGAAAGUUGACCAUCAACCAUGUCACAUUCAGGGAAGGGAGUGA